AUGCUGGGCUUUGUGUGUAUACCACAAUCGGCGAAUUUAGUAUUCAUUUGGGGUAACGUGGAUAUGAUGACCGAAAACCUGGCGACCGCUAAUAUCCCAGUCGCGAAUUCUUUCAUGAAAGCAUUCACCAUCUGGCGUAAAAGGAAAGUUUUGAAGCUGCUGGUCAACUUCUUCUAUCAAGAUUGGUAUACAUCAAAAACGUCUGACGAAAGAACAAUUAUGCUGAAGAAUGCUAAACUUGUGAGAAAGAUAUCCAUAUGGUGCACAAUAUUAACCCAGACCUUACUAAUCAUUUAUAUCGUUCUAAAGAUUUCGGCGAUCAUAUUUUCACCUGGUGACUCGGCUCGUCCCAUGAUUUAUACAGCCUAUUUUCCUUUCGACGCUACCAAAAGCCCAAUUUUUGAAUUGAUUUGUGCAUGCCAGAUUUUAUCUGCUUUUAGCGGAACGGUUGCUUAUACCGGUAGCGACAGUUUCAUUUCCAUGCUAGUGAUCCAUGUCUGCGGCCAAUUCGAAAACUUGCGCGAGAAGCUCAAAAAUCUCGUUAACGAUCCGAAUGGAGUAAAAACGUCUCAAGAGUUCAAGAGUGAACUGAGACAAAUUGUAAUGAGACAUGAACAUUUAAACUGGUUUGCAAAAACAAUUGAGGAUUCCUUCAACAUGAUAAUGCUAAUACAGAUGCUUUCUUGUACUGUUCAAUUAUGCUUUCAAGGGUUCCAGGUAUUUAGGAUAUUAAUAAACAAAGAAGAAAACGAAUCGAUAACCUUCCAAUUAAUUUUUCUGAGCAUUUUCGUAGGAUUUGUUCUAGUUCACUUGUAUAUUUAUUGUUACGUCGGUGAAAUGCUGCUUGUUCAAAGUACUGAGAUAGGAUUCUCUGCGUACGAAUCGAACUGGUUUAAUGUGCCAGGAAAGGAAGCUAGAAAUCUUUUACUUAUAAUACAUAGAUCAACAGUACCUCUUUGCUUAACUGCUGGGAAAUUCAGUACAUUUUCUUUACAGAUGUUCAGCAAGAUUGUAAAAACUUCACUCGGUUAUCUUUCAGUAUUACUUACGGUAACUGAACGGAAAGAAUAA
Messenger RNA from Trachymyrmex septentrionalis, 1071 nucleotides. Its product is annotated as odorant receptor 13a-like. The transcript has 6 exons. Gene Ontology annotation, cellular component: plasma membrane. Gene Ontology annotation, biological process: sensory perception of smell; detection of chemical stimulus involved in sensory perception of smell. Gene Ontology annotation, molecular function: odorant binding; olfactory receptor activity. Lineage: Eukaryota; Metazoa; Arthropoda; Insecta; Hymenoptera; Formicidae. The record is from RefSeq and is a predicted model, not a curated record. The coding region runs from base 1 to 1071 and encodes 356 amino acids.